This is a messenger RNA of Arxiozyma heterogenica, 1125 nucleotides long. RefSeq lists its product as uncharacterized. Bases 1 to 1125 code for a protein of 374 amino acids. Gene Ontology annotation, biological process: peroxisome fission. NCBI's taxonomy places the organism in Eukaryota, Fungi, Ascomycota, Saccharomycetes, Saccharomycetales, Saccharomycetaceae. The transcript has a single exon. Gene Ontology annotation, cellular component: peroxisomal membrane. The record is from RefSeq and is a predicted model, not a curated record.
AUGAAUUACACCGGUAAUGAUGAUUUUGGAUCCACAUUUUUCAAUGGUGUAAGUACCUUUAUACCAAAUGGAACACGUAUUGAUUCAAAUUUCAAUAGCUUUAGUCACGGUCGAUCGAAUAUUACCGGGUAUAAUAACGAUAUCAAUAACAAUGAUGAUACAGUUGAUCAAAACAACAAUUCAGAUUCUACUAUAACAAAUCAAGACGGAAGUGCUAUGAAUAAAAUAUCCAGAAUUGAUAAAAUUGAUGUGUUACAACAUUUAAUCAAUACAUUAAAUGGUAAAGAUAAACUAGCUAAAACUUUAAAAUAUUUUUUAGAUUUAUUACGGUAUCUAUUGUCUACUAAGUCCAGUAUAAUUGUAAAGAAUAAAUGGAUUCAUCAAAUAACAUCUGUAAUGGUCAAGAAUUUAGUUAAUAGAUUAAUGUUCGUAAGUAUUCAACUAACUACAUACCGAUACAUUCUGAGAUUUGGUAAUAGUCCAUUUUUAAUAAUUAAAUUUAUUCAAAAAUGGAGGUCUUUACUAUAUAGUGAUAAAAAUUUUAGUAAUGACAGUGAUAAUUGGAAAAGGAAACCGUUCAAUUUGUUGAUACUGAUCUUUAAAGAAUCAUUAUUUAAGGAAUUGUUUAAUAUUUAUUUCAGCGUAUGCGAUGAAGUUAUGUUAUUAAACAGACUUCGGAUCUGGAAACAUGCAAAAUUGGAAAAAAUUAUAUCAAGACAAGAAAUAUAUUCAUGGCAACUGGAUAUAUUUUUGAAUUUAAAAGAUAACAUAACUGAAUUGCAAAGACUUAGAAGACAGUCGUUAGAGUAUCGUAUAGAAAAAAAUAUUAGGGAGGUUAAUAAUAAUUUAUAUCCCAAUCAGUUUAGUCCAGACGGAGAUAUGACUCUUUAUCACUCAUGUUUAGAUGUUUUAGAUAAAAAUUUGAUUGUUAAUUUAAAGAAGCAGCGUAUAUUAAAAUUAAAUAUAUUAAGAUUAUUAUUCGAUGCAUUAGCUAAUUCAACAGAUUUGUUUAAACUAAGGGUGUCCUUAGGAACUUAUAGUGGUUUAUCAUUAUGUUCAAGUAUUAUUAGUUUGAUAAAAUUGUGGAUAGAAGCAAAACAGAAAAUAUCUAAAACACCUUUAUAG